AUGUCGAGGCCUGCCACCCUUCGGGAGCGCUACACCUACGGCGGCCUACGCCAAAACGAUCGGCAUGAUAUACUUCGCGGCCAACGUGUGCUGCUAUUAGAUCCGUCCCGUCUUUCCACACAGGAAGCCUGGCAAGAAACCGUGGAUGAGCUACCUGUCGUCACGAACAUAGACGAUCUUCCCGAAGAAGAUAGGAUUUGCAUGGUGUGCCUCGAAGACCUUAAAAAUAUUGAUGUCGAGCACGAAGCAGACGCUGCCAUCUUCGCCGAGCUGCCAUUUGCGGACAAGACCAACGCUAUGGGAGGUUACCCUCUAAUUCUACCUUGCCGUCACAUGUUCCACACUUGCUGCAUCAAAGCGCACUUCAGAUCGAACGAAAGCUGUCCCCUGUGUAGAAAGGAAUUUUGGAAGGCCGCACGAGAAGGCACUACCCACGCUCGCCGCGAAGCCUUCGAGCGGAUGAACCUCCGCGAACUUCGCGAUCUCGCUACCGUACCCGCUCAGGCACCAAUGCGUUGCUUCAUUCGCCUGAUCAUGCGCGAGAUCUGCAACAUGCUGCACGUCUUUGCAGAGGUCCACGGGCGCGUCGACCUCUUCUCCCUUGACGACUGCUCCAUCACUGAUAUUUUGGAAAUCAUCAACGAACACAUCUGCGACUACCGGUACAGCCUUAGUCGACCGCUGGACGCCGUCUGGCGCGGCUUGCGGGCGGAUGUGCAGACGUUCGUAAGCGAGGUGCUCGGGCCGCAGCGACACGCGAAGACGACGUGGGCGAAGGAUAUUCGGCGCCUGGAGCAGAUCGUGUUGCAGGCGGUACGACUUGGGCUUAAGAUCGCGCUGCUCAAGCAGACUUUUAUUCCCCUGGUGAAAAUCAAGGACUAUGAGAUCCAAGGCGGGUUCAAGUGGCCGGGACACUUUGAUCGGGGAGGACCUCUCGGCUCGGAGACGGUUCUGUAUGACGAUGAGUAUUUCUUGGAACCCGAGGGGGAUGAAGAUAUUCCCGUGAUCCAAGAGGAGGUUAGCGAAGACGACGACCAGGACUUCUCGGGUCCUCGUUAUACCUUGAUGCUCCAGCAGUACCGAGGGCUUGUGGCUCGCCAGAAUGCGAAUAUGGAAGUUACAUUGAGCGCAUAUGAGCAGGAGGUUGGCGAGCGGCUGUUCAACGAGUUGCACCGCUUCUUGACUGAGCUUGGGCUGGACUACACGCGGGAGAUAGACGGAGAAUUUCCCGACAUCGAGGGAAUUGACGAAGAAAUUGCAGCCGAUGAAGAUAUGGAAUCGGAGGAAGACUUUGAUCUCCCCGUAAUUCAGGACGAGGUUGACGAGGAUGAGGGCCAGAGCCUCACGGGUCGUCAGUAUACCUUGCUUCGCCAGCAGCAUCGGAGGCUUCUGGCUCGUCGGAAUGCGAAUCCAGAAACCACUUCAAGCCAACACGAACAGGAGGUUGGCCAGCGGCUGUUUAACAAGCUGCACCGCUUCUUGACUGAGCUUGAGUUGGACUACAUGUACGAUGUAGAUGGAGAGUUUCCCGAUAUCGAGGCAGUUGUUGAAGAGUUAGCAGUCCUUGCAGAGGAAAUAGCCAAUGAAGAGACGGAAGAUCGCACAGCUCUAUUCACGGAAACAUCUCUGCAAUACCGGCAACUUCGUCGCCGGGAGGCUGCCAGCCCAGGGUCUCUUAGCGAAGACGAAAAGGCUACAGUCACGCGUCUUGCCGAUGAGCUUCGCCGCCUAGAAGGUGAAAUGUGCAUGGAGAUUCCAUGGCAAGAGCUCCGACAAGUACCUCAUCACCAAUGA
Mytilinidion resinicola is the source of this 1794-nucleotide messenger RNA. RefSeq lists its product as uncharacterized. The record is from RefSeq and is a predicted model, not a curated record. Gene Ontology annotation, biological process: protein ubiquitination. Gene Ontology annotation, molecular function: ubiquitin protein ligase activity. The transcript has a single exon. NCBI's taxonomy places the organism in Eukaryota, Fungi, Ascomycota, Dothideomycetes, Mytilinidiales, Mytilinidiaceae. The coding region runs from base 1 to 1794 and encodes 597 amino acids.